CUGUCUCUUGGGGGGGGGGGGCUCUUUACUCUCCGGGGCCCCUCCCCAUCUGUCUCCGAUUGGACUGAGCACAUACAUCUCGCGGGCGGGGGCUCCCCCUGCCCCGGGGAUGUGCCCACUCUCCCCCAUGGGGAAAAUGGGGUCACAUUGGAGAGGGAGGGAGGGAGAAAUGUGAUUUAUUGAUCAUCCGCCACCUUCCGAGGGCGACCCACCAACCUACCAUGUUUUCCAAGUAUUUAUUAAGUACCUACUGCGUGGUAGGACCGCGCCCACCCUAAUGGAGAACAACUUAUAAUAAGCAAUGGUAACACUUUUGAGAAAAACCACAUCGAAAGACUUUCCCGGGGCCCAGGCUCCGUCUUUGCGCAUCUCAGAAUCUCACUUUUCCGAAUCUGCAAGAUGGGCACGAGAGGGCGGUUCCAGGGGGCGGGGGGAAGGAGAGACGGAAGCAUCUACGCAUGCGCCUCCUAGGGGCGGGGCUUCUCUAACGAGGGCGUCGUGACGUCACCCAAGUCGGUCAGAUGAGAUCACGUGACGAGGGCGAGCAACGGAGGCCGGCUGUUUUCUCACGUGACACGCGGAGAGGGGUGGACUACUGUCACGUGGCGCUGAGCACAGCAAAGAUAGUGCUGGGCAAGGCCGCGCAUUCGCUGUCGCGCAUCGGAGACGAGCUCUACCUGGAACCGCUGGAGGACGGGCUCUCCCUGCGCACGGUGAACACGUCGCGCUCGGCCUUCGCGUGCUUCCUCUUCGCGCCGCUCUUCUUCCAGCACUACCAGGCGGCCCGGCCCCCGCAGAGGCAGCCGCCGCGCUGCAAGGUCCUCAUGAAGUCCUUCCUGGCCGUGUUCCGCUCGCUGGCGGCGCUAGAGAAGACGGUGGAGCGCUGCUGUAUCACCCUGAGUCCCGAGAGCAACCGCCUGGUGGUCCAGCUGCACUGCAAACACGGUGUGACCAAGACCUACAACCUGUCCUUCCAGGAGUGCGAGUCCCUGCAGGCCAUCUUUGACCCCGCGGAGUGCCCCCACCUGCUACGCGCCCAGGCCCGGGUGCUGGUGGAGGCCGUGUCGCCGUUCUCACCGGCGCUGUCGGAGGUGACGCUGGGGGUGAGCCGGGGGCGCCGAGUGGUCUUCAGGAGCUACCUGGAGGACGAUACAGAUGCUGCCAGGGCGAUGAUGACCGAGAUGAGCCUCAGUGAGGACGAGUUCCAGCAGCUGCAGGCCCAGGAGGGCGCCUCCAUCACCUUCUGCCUCAAGGAGUUCCGGGGUCUCCUGAGUUUCGCAGAGUCCGCCAACCUUUCCCUCAACAUCCACUUUGAUGUUCCCGGCAGGCCGGCCAUCUUCACCAUUGAGGACUCGCUGCUGGACGGUCAUUUUGUCCUGGCCACCCUCGCUGAGCCACAGGCCGGGCAGGAGCCUGGGCAGGGGCCUCACAGCACCACACACCAGGAUGACUUCGCCAAUGACGACAUUGACUCUUACAUGAUUGCCAUGGAAACAACUGUGGGUGAAGGGGUGGCUGAGGGCCCCCGGACUCCUUCCCCCGUGUCAGAGGAAGAGGAGGCAGAGUCCAAUGUGAUACCUGGGACCCCUCCUCUAAAAAAGUUCCGUUCCCUCUUCUUCGGUUCAGUAUUGGCCCCGAUGGAGCCCCCCUCCGAACCCAACCCGGUGCUGGCCGAGGACAGCGAAGGAGAGGGCUGAGCCCGGCUUUGGGGCUCCUAUAGCUGUGCCACCUCAGGAGGAAGCUUCGACGCCCGCCUGGCUCAUGCCGGGAAAGGCCCGGCCGCUGCUUGGAGGGAGCGGCGUUCUCGGUGGAGAUGCCCCCUCGGCGGGCAGGGGGCGGGCGGCUGCCACGGCCAUCCCAGGCGGCACCUGGUCCCUCAAUAAAGCCUCCCUAACUCAAA
Messenger RNA from Sarcophilus harrisii (Tasmanian devil), 1900 nucleotides. RefSeq names its product RAD9 checkpoint clamp component A (gene RAD9A). The coding region runs from base 522 to 1697 and encodes 391 amino acids. The record is from RefSeq and is a predicted model, not a curated record. The transcript is spliced from 11 exons. Gene Ontology annotation, cellular component: checkpoint clamp complex. Gene Ontology annotation, biological process: DNA replication checkpoint signaling; cellular response to ionizing radiation; DNA repair. Lineage: Eukaryota; Metazoa; Chordata; Mammalia; Dasyuromorphia; Dasyuridae.